Chara braunii is the source of this 3075-nucleotide messenger RNA. NCBI's taxonomy places the organism in Eukaryota, Viridiplantae, Streptophyta, Charophyceae, Charales, Characeae. The record is from the annotation of a GenBank genome assembly.
CCUGACCGUCGAGUGAGAACAAAUCAUAACUUGCUUGUUGAUUGAUAGUGGAUGCGAGGUUAUGGAGGUGACGUACGGGCGUGAGGGAGACGAAGGAGCAGAGGAGGAUGGAGAAAGAGGAGGGGGAGGAAGUGCACAAGGAGGGCGCUGGGGAGGAAGUUCUCCAGACGGUCACUGGGGGAACGAUGGCGUCUACGGGAGGAUGAUUCUAGGAUGUGGGAGGAGGGGGAGGAGAGCAGCGGUUUCGGCUGCGACUCCUUUCGCACAUCCACCCAGUUUCUCCCACCUACAUCAUCCAGUUUCUCCCACACGGCGACUGAAUGGAGGAGCAGAACGGGGACCAUUUCUGCCGACGUGUCCCACCUGGUACCAGGUGUCUUUUCCCCUGCUGGUAUUUUUCCUGUUCCAUCUGUCGACGGAGGUGAGAGGAUCGAACCUCCCUCAUUUCGACUGGCGGGAGGGUUUCUUCACACUCCGGUUGUCACGCAGUGAACAACUCCACCUGACUCUGUGCGCAAAGAGCCGUUCAGCGCGGGAAACUGUGCCACGUGUCGGUUUAGCAGGCAGCAUUCGCGCCACCUGCACGUUCUUCUUGACAAGCCCAGAUCUCGAUCCAAAGGGGCAUCCCGAUCCAGCUGCACCCAGACGUCCGCACCCAGACGAUACCACCGAUGGGAUCCCUGCCACGAUUGCAGCGACUUCCAUAUCGUCUGAGAGUCCCGAUCAUAGAACGAGCAAUCCGAUGACCUGGAGCUGUCUCACCUUCACCUCCGAGGGGUUCUUCAUUCCCGCCAAAAAACAAGGAUGGUGCAAGCCACCUGAAGAUUGGUGCUCCCGUUGUGCUGAUGUCUGGAAGUUGUCCAUUACAUCUUCUUCUUCUUCUGCUUCUUCUUCCUCUUCUUCUUCCUCUUCUUCUUCUUCUUCUUCUUCUUCUUCUUCUGCUGCUGCUGCUGCUUUUGCUUUUGCUUCUUCUUCUUCUUCUUCUUCUUCUUCUUCUUCUGCUGCUGCUGCUGCUGCUGCUGCUGCUUUUGCUUCUUCUUCUUCUUCUUCUUCUUCUUCUUCAAGUACAUCGCGUUCCAAUCCCGAUAAUCGGAUGUGGAUAACCUCUGUUUCUAUAAAUAGAUUGCGUCGUUUCGAUGCAGACAAUCAGUUGUGGAUAAGAUCUUCUUCUACAAAUGUAUUGCGUCGUUCCAAUCCCAAUACUGAAUUGUGGAUAAGAUCUUCUACAAGGCGAUUGGCUGUCAAAAAUCCGGACAACCAGAUUUCGAUCCACAUGGCAGUCAGGCUACACGGGUUCAAUAGCGAGUUGCAGGAGGGAGUCUUCUGCUCCACACACCGAGGAGGAGGAGUCAGCGACUUCAUCCUCCUUCCCCCCUCCGACUCUAUCUCCAACUCUAUCUCCGUUCCCAUCUCCAUCUCCAACUCCAACUCCAUCUCCAACCCCAUCUCCCUCUCCAUGAACCCGGCUAGAUCACGGUCGGAUCGCCACACUGAUAUGAAAAAAAAGCUCGAACACGACGGUAUUGGUGGGAGGAGGUGGAAUAGGAAGUCUCAAGAUUCAAGCAAUAAUAGAAAAGUCCUCUAUACGAAGAUGGAUAACCCCCUCGAUGCAUCUGGGAGGUCGAUCUGGGAAGGGAGGAAGAAAAAGGAGAACGCUGUGCGCCGCCCACUGGGUAAAAGAGUAGUAAGAGAAGGAAGAGGAGGAGGAGGAGAAAGAGGAGGAGGAGGAGGAAGAGGAGGAGGGGGAGAAAAAAUAGGAGGAGGAGGAGGAAGAGGAGGAGGAGGAGGAUAUCAUAGGCGUAUGCAAGCUGUGGGUUCAGAACGGUCGAACAAGGAGAAGUGCGAUGGCCGGUGCCAGGCAGCAGCGAUAGUGCUAUUGGUAGUACUGAACUCGCCGGGGAUUAUGUGCUUUGUGGGGUGUGUGUACGCAUUUCGAGGGAUCAUUAGGAGCCUAGUAAAUGGGAUUGCAAGAUUGUUGGGGUUGUUUAUGCUUGGGAGACUGAUCGGUAGGGGUUGGAAUGAGAUAGCGGGUCGAUGCAUGGGACAGCGAAGUCGUGCGGGAGCGGGAGAAGAUGAGCUCGACCGAGAGGUUCAAGCAGGAGGAGGAGGAGGAGGAGGAGGAGGAGGAGGAGGAGGAGGUAUGGUUGGUAAUAGCAAUCUGCAAGGGAAUAACGUCGGGGAGAUAGGCAGUGGUCGUCGGGACGCAAACGGCCACGUGGAGAUGACGCAGCCAUUGAGCACGAACGUGGUCGUGAUCGUCUCGCCCAACGUGCAGGACUUGCCCUGGCUAGGGAUCAAAGAGGAUGAAACGCCGAGGAGAAGAUGAGUCGCUAUCACUCUCUGGAGCUCUCCGACUGACCCGCCAUCUCUCCCAGCAUAGAACGUUUCUCUGUCACGACCAUGUUCCUCUCUGUGUGAUAUCAGAUACUGUCUGCGUGCGUGCGUGCGUGUGUGUGUGUGUGUGUGUGUGUGUGUGUGUGUGUGUGUGUGUGUGUGUGUGUGUGGUCAUGUUCGCUGUACACAACUGCACAACAAAAAAGCAUGAGUGUGCCAGACUGUGUGGGUGGGUGGGUGUUUGAGGCUACACGUACGUGUGUGUUUGGGUGCAUGUGUACGCGUGGGUGUGCAAGCCUGUGUGCGUGCGUGUGUGUCCGUCCGUGCGUGCGUGCGUGUGUGUGUGUGUGUGUGUGUGUGUGUGUGUGUGUGUGUGAUAUUCUCACUAAGACACGUAGACUUCCUCUUUGUAUAAAUUGUAGAUUGAUUUUUUUUCCUUUUUUGUUCUGUUCUUUUGCUUUGUAUAGGCAGAUUUAUUGAAGUUUAUUCUUAUGUGUUAGGUCACCCACAGCUGUGUAGAUUUACGAUUUUUAUCAUUUUUAUUAAAUUAAUUUACCCAGACUGAGUGUCGAGGGUCGUUAGAACGCCAAAAGUUGUUUGCCGUGCCGUGUGCAGACAGUGGCCCCGUCACAGUUCCUUUGCUGUGUCAAUUUGAGUUGGGAUAGCAUUUUUAUUAUCAAGCUGUAAAUUCAAUAUGCUUCUGAUCACCGGUGAUUUAUGGAAUGAACGUGUCUUUCUAAG